Molecule: messenger RNA, 1223 nt
Organism: Diachasma alloeum
Lineage: Eukaryota; Metazoa; Arthropoda; Insecta; Hymenoptera; Braconidae
Gene: mbf1
Product: endothelial differentiation-related factor 1 homolog
Exons: 4
Coding region: 235-684 (149 amino acids)
Cellular component (GO): nucleus
Molecular function (GO): DNA binding
Source: RefSeq, a predicted model, not a curated record
UACAACGAAAAUCAGACUUCGUGGUCGUGUUGAUUUUUCGUCAACGUUUUUCGUGGAAAUUACUGGAAUAUCACGAAAUCGCUGUUGUCGCCACGCUAGUGGUGGUCCCAUCUGAAUCAAAGGUAUCACCGAAUUAAGCAAGAAUCACUCGAUAACCGUGAACGUUGUAAUAAACUCAAUAGUCAUUAAAUUCUCACGUUAGUUUUCAUCACAAAGAUAAAAAUUUAAUAAAAAAUGUCGGACUGGGACACCGUGCCGAUUACGCUCCGAAAGAAGGCCCCAAAAGGCUCAGCACUGAAAUCGGAGAAGGCAAUCAACAAUGCACGUCGCCAGGGAGUUGCAGUCGACACUCAAGUUAAAUGGGGAGGUGGUGCUAAUAAGCAACACGUAACUACUAAAAACACAGCAAAACUCGAUCGCGAAACUGAGGAGUUGAAGCAUGAGACUGUACCGCUGGACCUGGGGAAGCUGAUUCAGCAGGGAAGAGCUAAUAAGAAUCUGUCACAGAAGGAUCUUGCCACGAAAGUCAACGAAAAAGUUCAAGUGAUAAACGACUACGAGGCAGGUCGUGGCAUCCCCAAUCAGCUGGUAAUCGGUAAAAUUGAGAAAGUCUUGGGCAUGAAACUUCGCGGAAAGGACCGCGGUAAACCACUAGAGCCCCGGGGAUCAUCAGCGAAACAUUGAAUCUCCGGGGAACCAACGAGUACUUGAAAACUUUCUUUAAGGUUCUAACAACUACGACAACAACACAAAAUUCAAAGAAAAAAAAAGUCAAAAUGCGUACGUGAAUGCUAGAGUCACCAGAGAUAAUCUCCCAACACCGUUUUGUUUUCUUGUUUCCUUCCUCCUUCACAAAUUGUUUCUUUUCUUUCUCAUCUUUAUGCUUCAUUUUUUGAUACGAUGUAUUAUAACAUAGAUUUUUGUUACACCUCUGUUUAUAUAUUUGAAAAAACAUAGAUAUUUUAUAAGAGCUUAAAAAUUAAAAAGAAAAGUAAAUCAAUGAGUAUAACGUGUAGGUGAAUGUUACUCACAUAGGAAUCAUUAAAACAACUCACAAUUAUCGAUAAUAGAAUUCAUGUGGUUAUUCGUAGAAUGAUGUAUAAGAAUUUCCAUCGUGAUUUAUCCUGAAAUUGUACUGAGUUCACUAAUAAAUGUAAUUUAUGACUGUAAAUUUUUUUUUUCAUCUGUUAUACUGUUUUUCGAAAUAAAUUAUUAAUGGAAAA